Plasmodium cynomolgi strain B is the source of this 10647-nucleotide messenger RNA. RefSeq lists its product as hypothetical. Bases 1 to 10647 code for a protein of 3548 amino acids. The transcript is spliced from 2 exons. Gene Ontology annotation, molecular function: protein binding. Lineage: Eukaryota; Apicomplexa; Aconoidasida; Haemosporida; Plasmodiidae. Gene Ontology annotation, biological process: chromatin remodeling. The record is from RefSeq and is a predicted model, not a curated record.
AUGAUGAAGAAUAUGGUUAGUUACCCAAAGGGGGGGGACAGACUUCACCACAAGAAGGAAGAAGAACGAGGGAGAGACAGUAACAAAAAAGAAAAUGCAGAAACGGAGCAACAAAGCAUUCAAACGUAUUACGACCUGUACAACCUUAUCAAGUAUCACAACAUAGAUAGAGGCCGAAGGAGGAAUGAACUAAUUCAUUUUUGCAAAGAGGUAAAAUUAAAGAAGGCGUCCAAGGGAGACCGACACAAUGGUGAUAUGAUGAAUGGAGAGCAAAGUAGGAGAGAAAUUCACUCUCCGUUUAGACAUCAUCGAGUGGAUCAUCGAAACGGUGAAAAGGAAGACCCAUUGGAAAAUAUCUUAAGCCUCGAAUGGAAGGACGACGACUCUUCGAACUACAUCCUCCAGUGUUGCAAUGAUCAGUUACUGAACAAGCAAGUAAAAAUACACCACACGGAUUUCAUCGAAAUCGAGGACAUAUUUGAUGAGAGAAAAUUAAGUUAUGUAAAAAAUAAAAAAUUUUGUUUUUACAAUAAUGGGGAAAUGAAUAAGUUAUGCAGAGUCAAGCAGGGGAGGAAGGUGGACUCUCGGCGGACCACGCAAGGGAGUCAUGUGAACUGUGGAAAUAGAGCGCAGGUGAAGAGUCUCAACAGUGUAGAGGUGGAGGAGGAAGAAGCGCGAGAGGGUAGUCCGCCCCACCGAAAUGGGAAACUCGACCAGGGGGAACCCAACCAGGGGAGCAUCACAGGGGAGAGCCCCAUCGGGGACCCCCUCCUGGAGGACUCGCAUGAACGGAGAGGUGAUCGCUUUGCGGAGGUGCAAAUGGAAGACAUAGACCUGCCGGAUGGCCUCGGGGGGCCGAGUAAAGUAACUCCUUCCCACGGUUGGAAAGAACCCACCCCGGGAGGAAAGAACACAAAUGAGCGGAUCGACCAGAUCGACCAGACCGACCAGACCGACGCGAUCUACCCGAUCGACCCGGUCGACCCGGUCGAGGUGGACAUUGACAGAGAGUUCUCCUUUGGCGAAGGGGAUGACGAGUUUGAAAAUGAACAGGGAAGUAGGCCCCCCAAUGUGGAGGGCGAUGCGAACGAGGAGGAUAGCUUCCUGUCCGAUCUCUGCUUGGGGGAAAACGACGAUACAAAAGGGGGAGAUGCAGACCAGGGUGAAGAAGCGGAUCGGGGUGAAGACGCAGAUCAGGGUGAAGAAGCGAAUCGGGGUGAAGACGCAGAUCAGGGUGAGGAAGCGGGAGAGGGCUACGACAUCGACUGCGAGUUCGAAGACGUGGAAGUGAAGGAGGCGCUUGACGGAGGGCAAGAUGCGGACAGCUUGAUGAGUUUGUUGGCGGAGGAGAUGGUGGUGGGGAGCGAAGCCCCAGGAGGGGGAGAGGUGGAAUUUGAAGGGGAUGGUCUGAUAGGGGAGUUUGAAGGGGAUGGAUUGGCGGAAGAGUUUGAAGAGGGUGGAUUGGCGGAAGAGUUUGAAGAGGGUGGAUUGGCGGAAGAGUUUGAAGAGGGUGGAUUGGCGGAAGAGUUUGAAGAGGGUGGAUUGGCGGAAGAGUUUGAAGAGGGUGGAUUGACGGGAGAGCUUCAAGGGGAUGAUCUGAUUGGAGAGCUUCAAGGGGAUGCGUCACCAGGGGAGGGCGCAGAGUCAAAGUUGAAUCACCACGAUUGCGACUCGGGGAGUGCUGCAAAAGUAAGCGACCUGUUUGACGACAUAGAGGCGGAGGAAAUCGGGGCGGAUGCAGAAAGGGAGGAGGACUCGCUGUUACGCGAGCUGGACGGAGUGGAGCAUGGGGAGGAGGACUGGCUAUUGCGCGAGCUGGACGGAGUGGAGCAUGGGGAGGAGGACUCGCUAUUGCGCGAGCUGGACGGAGUGGACCAUGGGGAGGAAGACGACGAAACGGAGAAGCAUGAUGAGGCCGCAUCGUGGCAAGCUUCAUCGUGGCAGGCCCCAUCGAGGCAGGGGCAGCAGGACGGAGAGGAAGACGCCCCCCUGCACAUGAACGUGGAACAAGACUUUAUCAAGGACCUGGGACUAACCAAGGAAAGAGAAAACGUCACGUACAACGUGAUGAUGUACCCAUAUGAGCAUCUAGCGGGUGGAGUGAAUGGAAUGAACUACGCAGGGGUGCAGCAGAACGUCUCUUCUUGGAAAAACAAAUCGAAAGGGGAGAGUUACGACUUUUUUAAAAAUAUAUACCGCGAUUAUUUUAAUCAGUCGUGUCAGGCGCACCAGUCGUAUCAGCCGAAUCGGCCGCACCAGUCGUAUCAGCCGGGUGACGAGGAGCUGCACCUCUUCGGUGCAGACAUCACGAAGAACGCCUACCUCUACAUGCUUGAAAAUUACGCCAACAUGUACAAAUAUAGCCACGUGAAUGUCUUGUCCCCCCUGAGUUGUAAAGACUACACGGAUUACGUUUUUAAGGAUAGACGAAUGGAGAGUGAGUUAAUAUAUGAUGAGCAGAUUAUCGACGAAGUUUUUAGAAUCCAUGAAGGGGGUCGUGAGGAAAUGUCCAAGUGGGGGGGGACAACACUUCGUCACGGUACAGGUCUAGCUACACAUGUCGAACGGUCCAUUUAUAGAAAGGGAAAGGAAUUCGAAUUCGACAUCCAACGUGACUUCAUCAUAAGGGGAGUGACGGGACCUACCAACCAAGAGAGCAGUGGGUACCCCUCGGCAAUGCUGCCAAAUGGCACUCACAGAGAAGGCAUGAUGAUGCAACUCUACAAACGAAACCACAGCAACGACCAUGGGUACACCUCCUUCAUGAGGAAGACGAACGAAAUGUUUUACCUGCACAUGGGGAGACACCCGUUUGGUUGGAACUGCGCAGGUGCUGAGGCAGGUCCUCUAGCUGGUCCUGUAGCUGCCCCUCUAGCUGGUCCUGUAGCUUCCCCUCUAGCUGCUCCCCUAGCUGCUCCCUCUCCUGGGCCCCACAUCUGCCUUGACAAUUUCACCAGCGUAUGGGAUCACUUGCUUUCGAAGAGGAAGCACUUGGAAGGAAGAGAAAAAAACUGCAUCUUACAAGAAAUAAAUAAAAAGCUAGCUAGCCAAAUACAAAGGAACGAACAAAUUGCAUAUCUUUUGAAAAAUUAUUUUCUGAGGAAACCCCCUACGUCGGAUAUGUUGCUCAGCUCACUCAUUUGUUCACCUGAUGAGUUUAAGCACGUGUUCAAUCAGCAGUACGACUUCUCCCUUUUGGAGACUCCCGCGAAUGAUACCUCGGAGGGGCAGAAUAUUACGUCCGUCUCUCUUAAUCACAUUGGUGGUGCGUUGUACCCCCUUGUGCAGAAGAGGCAGACGAUUGACUCGCUGGAUGCCCCCUUCGGACUGACCACCUUCACCACAACACAUCCACCAACUAAUUUAAGUGAACAGACCAACAUCUUCAUCCAAAAUAAGGAACGCAGACUUGAGUGCAUAGAAACCAUUUUGAGUAAAAGUAAAAACAUUUUUUUUUUCACUAAUCUGAAGCUAGACAGCUGUUACAGGAAGAGGAACCCCCACGAAAUAGAGAGUCAGCGGGUCUCCCUCAGCACUGUGUAUGUACACACACGUAUGGCCAAUGCCUAUUUUUAUAAUUACGAGUUAUCGAACAAGAAGGGGGUGAUCGCUUUUUCUCGCUUCCACAAAUUGGAUUUUAGGACAUCCAUCGGGAGACACUCCUUUGUCGACCCUAGGGAGGACGAGCAGUUGGAGCAGUUGGGGCAGUCGGGGCAGUUGCAGCAGCCGGGGAAGUUGUUCCAACCGAAUCAGCUGGAACAACCGGAGGGGGUGAAGCUGGGCGCGCUCAGGUGGAACUUCCUCAGGGCGGCCAUACGCAGGGGAGGCGUUCUAGGAGACGCCUUUUUUGACUCACCAAGUAGGGAAUCGGCGGAGGAAGUGACCCCCGGGGUAGAAGUGCCCCGCGCGGUAGAAGUGGCCCCCGGGGUAGAAGUAACCCCCGCGGUUGAAGUGGCCGGCGCGGUUGAAGUGGUGGCCCCCGCGGUUGAGGUGGCCGGGCGCCAGACCGGCGCCAAGCUGACGCUGAAGCUGAACACGAAGAGCAUACUCCCGCCAAGGAGUCGAAGCCACGCAGAGCAACAACUAGACCUCCUUGCGAACAUACUUCAGGAUCCGGAUUUCAAACUCAGUAGUACCUACAAAAUGGAUAGAUGGGAAGUACAAAACAGUUGCGAAAAAUUACCUAUGCUUAACUAUAAUGAAGAAAUGAAAAAGGAAAACCCGGCCUUUUUCUUUUAUGACACCUCAUGCUUACAUCUGUGUGAUGACAGUCCCGUUGUGAUUCUUGAAUAUAUUGAGAAAGAUCCGAUGGUACUUCCCAAAAUUGGCAUGAACAGUAAACUGAAACACUACUUUAUGUGUAGGAAUGAAAAAAAAUUGUAUUCUUUUGAGUUUAAGAGAAAAAUGAAGAGAGACAUGGAACCCUUCGGGGAGAUCAACGUCGUGAACCAACCCAUAAGCUACUUUGGCGUCACCGUUCGGACGAAGAAGGCGAGUCAGAAGCUCAGUUUCCUCGAGAAUGAGCUAUUCAAGGCGUUCCUAUUCACACCGCCCGUGUACCGCGCGGGAGGAGCGGCAGGCCUGCCAGAGGGGGCGGGAGAGGAGGCGGGAGAAGAGGCGGGAGAAGAGGCUGGCGGAGUGGCGGGGGAAGUGCCUAGCGAAGUGCCUGGCGAAGUGCCUAACCGCGUGGACAACGGUCUUACCGCCAACAGGGGUACCCUACCACCGCCAAACGAAACGGGCGUAGGCAACUCCGCGCAGAACCUUAUCCAGGGAAACCUCUUUUACGACACGGACUUCCUCCUCAUAAGGAACACGUGUGCAGGUUCUCGAAGCAGAGUUUUUUUGAAGCCACUCCAUGUGGAUCGCAACUUGUACAAGGCGGUCGCGAAGGAGAAGAGAGAGGCGACCCCGGGGGAGGUGCCCCCCAUAAGCAGAUGCGCUGGUGAUGGUUACAGCGGCUGGGGGGGGGCCGAAGAAGGGAUUCCGGGGCGCCCGCCCGUAGGGGAGGAGGGUGAAGAGGAAGGAGCGGCACAUGGAGAUGCUCUCCACAACGCAGGCGAAGCGGUGCUCCGAGACGAUGCCAACCAGGGAGACUACUCCGCCUCCCCACCGCCCCACAACUGUGUGUUUUACAACGUGGGCUUCCUCGACUUGCAAGUAGACAUGACGAACCCGUCGUUUAAAAAGUACAUUACGGAAAAGAGGAACUAUGUUCGAAGCUGGCUCAUAAAGUUAAUCCAAAAAUACAAAAUAAAGGAUACAAAAAAAAUUAAAGAAUUGUUAAAGGUAAAAUUAAGUAGCUUUAUUAACGAAAAGGACAUGAACGCUGUUGUUAAGUCCCUCGAUUUUAGUGCCCUCUUAAGUAAUAACUACCUAAAUGAAGAACAAAACAAAAAUAUUUUCAAGCUAAAAAAUGUAUGCACAAUUGAGUGUACAUACCACUACCUACAGUUACUCAAGUACGAAGGAAUUAAUUUUAAUAAAAUGACACAAGAGGAAAAUAAACUCGACAAACUUAUUUGCAUUCUCAAAAUAGAAAGACAGAGAGCGAAACAUAAUAUAGAGAAUAUGAAAAAAAAAAUGAAAAUGACAUACAAAAGGUACUGUUAUAAGAAGGAAGCAAAGACAAUCAGUUUCCAAUUAAAAAAGAAACAGAUUCAAAUUAGAGUAAUAAAGAAUUACAGCUAUGUAGGAUCCCAUUUUUAUGAUAGACAUAUGCUGAAUUAUUUGCUCUAUAUCAAGUACCUUAUUUCUUGUUCCCCUUGGAAUAUCCUAAAAGAUUUCAGCUGUGCACCAUCGCAGGUGUCCAAGCAGGGAGACGACGGUGUCGCGGGAGCAGAGGGAGGGGGAGGAGGAGGAGGAGGAGAAGGAGAAGGAGGAAGAAGAAGAAGAGGUGGAAGAGUCGUAGGGGGAAGCGUCGUAGGGGGAAGCGUCGUAGGGGGAAGCGUCGUAGGAGGGAGAGUCGAAGGAGGGAGAGUCGAAGGAGGACGACGAAGGCAAAGAAGGAGAAGGAAAAGACUCGAAAUGAAAAUGAAGAAGAAAGAAAAAAAUAAAAAUAAAAUGAAGGCCAAAAUGAAGGCCAUAAUGAAGACCAAAAUGAAGGCCAAAAUGGAGGCCAAAAUGGAGGCCAAAAUGAAGAGGAAGAGGAGGAGGGGCAGAAAGAGAGACAGACCCUUGGAGGAUCACCCGUUCACGUCGGACGAACAGGAAGAGGAGGAGGAGGAGGAGGAAGAAGAAGAAGAAGAAGAAGAAGAAGGAGAAGGAGAAGAAGAAAGAGAAGAAGAAGCAGAAGAAGAAGGAGAAGAAGGAGAGGAUGAACCCACCAGGGAAGAAGACGUCUCAAGUGAAGGGGACCCAUAUGGAGACCAAACGAGGGGCAAGAAAAAGACCCAGUCGAGCAGAAGGGAGGAUCAGUCGGAGGACUCCACUGUGGAAGGCGCACAUCGGGAGGUGGACGACGACGAUGAUGAUGAGGGGCAACAGCCGCAGAAGCGGACGAGGCGACGGCGCAGAGGUGCGGGAAGAAGGAGAGCGCCCGAUGAAGACAGCAACAACGAUGACCAGGAAACAGAAAAAGAAACGAACGAUAAUAAGAGAGCCGACUCGGGGGCAAAUAAAAAAAAAACGAGGAAGAAUUAUUCAUACGCAGCGUACCUGUUUAAUCACGUCGUGUGUAACGAGGCCCUCUCGCAAAUUGAAGAAAAAUCAGAUGAGAAAGGCGGCCCCCAGCAGACGAACGAUCCGAGGAGGAACGACAAGUCUGCCUCCUCCAACUGGAGAGGGAAGGCCAAGCUGUACACACGAAAUGGCAGUGUGCACAGGAGGGAAAUGUUCAGGAUGGACAGGCAGGACGGAAGGAGGAUGGACAGGCAGGACGGAAGGAGGAUGGACAGACAGGACGGAAGGAGGAUGGACAGACCGGACGGAAAGAGGAUGGACAGACCGGACGGAAAGAGGAUGGACAAACGGAUUGAAAAAAAGGGUACUACCCAUAUGUAUGCUGGGAAUAGUAAAGGCUAUGUGUUUCACGGGAAGGGAAAAUACAACUUUAGCUACUUCCACACCAAGAAGAGGUUGGCUGUAGAUCGGGAUGAGGCAGUCGGUAGGCAGAGGUUUGGAGGGGGGGCUCAGGGUGCACAUCGAGCAGGGAGGUACGAAGAAGAAGCGGAGGGAGAGGAGGGCCACACGGGUGAUGACAUAGAGGGUGAAGAGGGUGAAGAGGAAGAAGAGGGCGAAGAGGAAGAAGAGGGCGAAGAGGAAGAAGACGGCGCAGGGGACGAAGACGACGAAGCGGGCGAAGACGACGCAGGGGACGAACAGGACGAUAAGCCCCACUUUGCUAAACGGCGGCGCGCCCGCCGUGAGGGGCACCCACCCGAUGGCGGCGGAACAAACCAACUAGCACGUAGAAGAAAAAGGCUGAUGCCCAGUAAAGUACCUACAACGAGCGAAGAAAUGGAGAAAAAAAACACCAGAAGUGACAGCACGUUGAGCAACACCCGAAUAGUGGAACACCUAACCUCGAGAGAUAUAGCAAAGACGCUUCUCUCAAUCGGAUUUAACAUGGCCGAUCUGAGGAGAAUGAGUCGAAGUGAUCAAAUAAGUAAGCUGAAGACAUGUAUCCGAAACGGGAGAGUAAAUUCUCAAAAUAAAAUUAUCUACACCUGCAUGGUGAAAAAACUCAUAAUGGAACAGUUCAAGUAUUUGCAUGUACCUGUUCAUUUGAAGAUGAACAAUAACAUGUUGUAUCUGAGUGAGAGGAGAGGGAUGACAGACAGGGAUCACCUGGGUGGUUCUUCCUUCAAUGGCUCCCCGCAUGGGUGUCGUAACAACAACCCUUUGGUAAGCGACUCCAAGUGGCUGAGCCAAGUGGAGAAUCGAUACCCAAACGAAGACUACACAAAGCUGUACAUACAUAGUAAGAGGAAGCGGGAUGAGAAGAAUCGAAUUAAAUUAUUGAGGAGCUUUUUUCAAUCCCCUUCCAGUGACGCCGAGGAGUAUGCCUCCUUGUUCUUCUCCUCCUCCUCAUCGUCAGACACGACUGAUAGUUCAUCAGAUUCCAGCUCAGACGAGAGUUCCCCCCUUGUUGGGGAGGCAACCCCACUAGGGAAGACCAAACAGAAGGAUGGGAGCCCCCACGUUGGGGGUAAGCACAAGCGGGGAGGCCGCGGAUGGGACGAUGAACAAUCGGAUGAGGAGGAAGAGAAGAAGCAUUUGGAAGUGAUAAGGGAAAUACAAACGAAGAGAGACAAUCUCGAGGAUGACAAAAAUAAUUAUAAAAUGGUGCACUGUCUCAAAUGGACGAGGGUGUAUGUAGGCAGGAGUGACCACAACGAUGGAGUUAGUGGCCACGGCAGUUCACAAUUUCAGAGGUUUGAACAAGCCAAAGGAGGAUGGGAUGAAAACCACAAAGGGGGAGAGGGUACCCUAAACCAGGCAGGUAACCCUUUGCAUACGUUUCCUCAUCCGGGAAAGACAAAAGAGUCAUUAGACAGUGGUAGACGAGGAGAUAAGAGAGACCAAGCCAUGUUGAAACACCCCGUGAAGGAGAUGGAAAAUCUGCUCCUGGAUGAAAAAGCCAAAGUCGAGAGGGUCCAUACUCUAUACAUAUAUGGAGAAAAAAAUAUCAACACUUUUUUGCGGUGGAAAAGCUUUAGAUCUGUGGUCAAAAAAUACUUUACUCUGGUGCAUGCAAAUUAUAUGAAUGAACAUACCAUGGGAGAGGAAGGAACCAUGAGAGAUAAGGUCACUCAGAGGGACAAUGCACCCGGGAAUAGGGGUCCUCAUCUACAUGGUGACGAUGAUGUAGAUGGAAGUCUCGGAAAGGACAAUCCAUUCUCCAACAAAGUCAAGAAAAGAAGGCAUAGGAGACGUAGGCGAGGAAUGGAACUCGAAGGAGAAGGAGGAGGGAUGACAACAGCUUCCAUAUAUGCUGCACCCACCUUCAAGAAUAUCCUUCGUAUCUUCCCCACUAUCGGAGAGGAAUUAAAAACAUGGCACUCGGGAAAAAAACAAACAAAUAAAAAUGACCUAAAACUGGAGAAGAAGAAAAAGAGAAGGAGCAAACUAAUGAAUGAGAGUAACAAUAAAGGAAAGGAAAGGAAGAAACGAAAAAGGGGAGAGUUCUAUGUUGAUGCGAACACCAGCGUGGGGAAACGCUUGGGGAGAAAGUACGUCAAUACAAAUUAUUCUGUCAAUAUAAAGAUGCACAAAUCGAUGCAUACAUCUGUUUCUAUGGCAGCAUCGAGACGUAGGGGGUUGUAUCCUUUGUCGAUUGAUCAGGCUGCCCAGGUGGCUUUGCAAAAAAGGGGAAAGAGGAGGAGACGAAGAACUGUCACUGCUGCUGCGUUGAAUGGGAAAAUGCAAAACUCCAGGAGGGGAUUCUCCAGCGACGUUACCAAUGAGGAAGACCAAAUGGGGGAGGAGACCGCUGGAGAAGUGGAGGGAGAAACGGACGAAUGGGACGAGGCGGAAGAAGCCGCAGCGGAGGAAGAGGCUGCGGCAGAGGAAGAGGCCGCAGCAGAGGAAGAGGCUGCAGCAGAGGAAGAAGCUGCUGCGUAUGAUGAAGCUGCGGAAUAUGCCGAGAUGAGAGAGAUCAACGAAGCGCGCAAGAGAAAGCAACUGCGGAGCCAGUUGACCAAGAGCAACAGCUCGUUGACGCUUUCGUUGAAGGAUGAAGGGGAGGAUGCACAUCGAACGGGUAAAAAAAGGAGGAGAGGAAGGGAAGAACUAGAAAAGGGAAGCGACAGGAGAGCCGAAAGGGGAGACCUCACAGAGCAGUCGAAAGACCAGCACGAGCAACACCUCACUCCCAGCAUGACUCACACAGCCGAAAAGGGAGUCAGAAGAAGCACGAGCAUAUUAUCAGACGGCAGUGCAAACCUUGCGAUCGGAUCGAAUGAAAAAAAUGGUACAGAAAGCGCAAGAAAAAAAAUGAAAAAAGGAAACACAUACAAUAAUAUAAAGGAAGUCAUCGAAAGGUUUAAUGAGCUUCUCAUGUCCAUCAUGUCAAGCAUUGCAGAAGUGAUGAACUACAAAGCCUUCCUCAACGAAGUGAACGAAAGUUACGCCCCCAUGUACUACACAAUUAUUAAAAAACCCAUGUACAUAAACAAAAUAAUUUUUCGGUGUAAAAAAAGGAAGUACAACAGUUUAAAUGUAUUUUUUGACGACGUGAAUCUGAUCGUGAGCAACUGCAAGCUGUAUAACACCCCCACGUCGGUCAGUGCCUACCUCUGUGUCAUCGUGGAUAACAUGCUUCUCGACAUCGUUAAUAAAGUCAGGUCCGAUGAAAACCUACAGAAUUACAAUAAUAUUCUCAUCGAGCACUUUUACAAGAACAAAAGUUUGAAUAACACGUGGGAGAGCCUCAGCAUGGCCGGGGUGGGAAGUCAGCAUAGCGGCGGGGUAGGAGGUCUCCACAGCGGUGGGGUAGGAAGUCACCACAGCGGGGGGGUAGGAAGUCAGCAUAGCGGUGGGGUGGGAAGCCACCAUGGCGGAGGGGAAGCAAAUCACCAUGGCGGGGGGGAGGCAAAUCACCAUAGCGGGGGCGGCCUAACCGUUGCGAACAACUCCGUGCCACCCGUACACAUGGACUCCAACGAGAUGAACUCGAAGGACGCGCCGGCAGGGGAGGGCAAGUGA